UCGCGGGCCGGAGCCGGCGCAUACUUAUGGCGGGUGCGGCAGCUGCGUCGCCAGUGCACUCACCCGGCCCGCCCGACACGCGCGCCAACACGCUCGCCGACAUGCUCGCCAAGCUCCUGACGCUGGGUCUGCUGGCCCUCGCGACGCUCCCGGCGGCGCGCGCCAUAGACGAGGACGACAUAGGCGAUGACCCGGAUGAUCCCGUAGUACAUGAUGUCAUCGACGGAAUCACCGCGUAUAGGACGUUAGAAGCUAGACUGGUAAAAGGCGUGAAGAUGCACCGCGGCCCCUCCUACCUGAUACCUGCCGGACAAUGCGGGGCCCACCUGUACGAGCGGGACCUGUGCGGCGAGGGGCUGAAGCUGGCGUCGGCGGAGGUGUCGGCGGUGAACCCGGCCGGCAACGUGGACAGCCCCGACUACGCGUUCCCCCACGUGGGUAUCGAGCUCGAGGCUAAUCACGUGUCCGUGUGGAUAAAGCCCUGCGGCGUCGUGGCGUGGAACGUGGACCUGCGCCUGGGCUGCCUGCGCCAGGUGCUCUCUCGCAGCCGCAGCCGCGUGCCAGUGCCAUACCACUAUUAGCUCCGCUACACCUGGCAGCAUCCAGACCACACUCGCAGAUGGUAGACCACCGAUAAAGGAAUAUAGAAUAUUUGAAACUAAACAAUUCACUAGGCUCUUAUAUUCGCACGGUAGAAUAAAAAACGUAUUUUGUAAAGC
Messenger RNA from Aricia agestis (brown argus), 719 nucleotides. RefSeq lists its product as uncharacterized. The transcript is spliced from 3 exons. Lineage: Eukaryota; Metazoa; Arthropoda; Insecta; Lepidoptera; Lycaenidae. The record is from RefSeq and is a predicted model, not a curated record. Bases 27 to 581 code for a protein of 184 amino acids.